Molecule: messenger RNA, 1622 nt
Organism: Scheffersomyces amazonensis
Lineage: Eukaryota; Fungi; Ascomycota; Pichiomycetes; Serinales; Debaryomycetaceae
Gene: TAF60
Product: Taf60p
Exons: 1
Coding region: 139-1590 (483 amino acids)
Biological process (GO): transcription initiation at RNA polymerase II promoter; RNA polymerase II preinitiation complex assembly
Cellular component (GO): transcription factor TFIID complex; SLIK (SAGA-like) complex; SAGA complex
Molecular function (GO): RNA polymerase II general transcription initiation factor activity; protein heterodimerization activity; transcription coactivator activity
Source: RefSeq, a predicted model, not a curated record
AAUUAACAGAUAACAUUAUUACAGUGGGGGAGACCGGACUGCAUACAAGCACACUAUAAUCAAAAAAAUUCAUAUCGACCAUAAACUCACCUUGACUGUCAUAACAAUAGUAAUAUAUAUAAAGAGUUAUUAAGCAUUAUGGAGACUGGUUCAAAAAUACCUUUAUCACAUUCAUUGUGGUCACCCCAUGAUACUGUGAAAGAUGUUGCAGAAUCAUUAGGAAUAGCACUUCCUGAAGAAGCGGCUAAGAAUUUAGCAAUGGAUGUUGAAUAUAGAAUUCAUGAAAUAUUAGAAACAGCUAUAAAAUUUAUGAGACAUUCAAAAAGAAAACUUUUAAUGACUACUGAUAUUAAUCAUGCAUUAAAAGUACUUAAUAUUGAACCAUUAUAUGGUUAUGAUAAUUCGCAACCAUUAGUAUUUAAAGAAGCACUUGUAGGAGCUGGUGGACAAACUUUAUAUUAUAUUGAUGAUAAUGAAAUUGAAUUUGAAAAAUUAAUAAAUCAAGAAUUACCAAAAGUACCACGUCAAGCAACAUUUACAGCUCAUUGGUUAGCAAUUGAAGGUGUUCAACCAAUGGUACCUCAAAAUCCAUUACCUUCAGAAAUAAAAAGUUUACCACCAAUUCUUAGAGGUGCCACAUCUUCAAUGCUUGGAAGUGAUAUUUUAGCUGAUGAAAGUAAAGACUCAGAAAGUUCUAAAGAAAAGAAAGUUACAGAAAAAGAAACUGAAGUUAAACCUUUAGUAAAACAUGUAUUAUCAAAAGAAUUAAAAUUAUAUUUUGAUAAAGUUGUUGAAGUAUUAAUUUCAACUGAAUCAGAAAAGGAAAUUUUAAAGAAUGCUGCAUUAAAUUCUUUAAAGAAUGAUCCAGGUUUACAUCAAUUAGUUCCUUAUUUUAUCCAAUUUGUAGCUGAACAAAUAACAAAUCAAUUAAGAAAUAUAGAAGUUUUAUCAACUAUGUUAGAAGUAAUAUCUGCAUUAGUUGAUAAUAAAACUAUAUUUUUAGAUCCUUAUGUUCAUGCAUUAAUGCCAUGUAUUUUAACAUUAUUAUUAGCUAAAAGAAUUGGACCAGUUUUAAAAGAUUUAGAUGAUAUUGAAAAUCAAGAAUUAUUAAAAAAUCAACUUGCAGUAAGAGAAUUUGCAGCUAUAUUAUUAGAACAUAUUAUAAAAGUAUAUGGAUCAUCAUAUUCAACUUUAAGACCAAGAGUUACUCGAACUUUAUUAAGAGCUUUAUUAGAUUCUUUAAAACCUAUAGGUACUCAUUAUGGUGCAUUAUUAGGAUUAAAAAAUAUGGGUAAUGAAGUUAUAAAAUUAGUAUUAAUAGGUAAUUUAAAAGUUUGGUGGAAACUGGUAGUUGAAGAUGGUACUAAAUCUGAAUUUGAAAAGGGAAUAUUAUUAUCAACUACUAUAGAUAUUUUAAGAAGUCUUAAAGUAACUAAUGAAGAUGAUAUAUCAAUUGAUAGUGAAAUUAAUAAUGAAAUAAAAGAUAAAUUAAAGGAUAGACUUGGUGAUAAAUUAUCUAAUGCAAUAUUAGAACAAGAUGAUGCUUAUGAAAUUAUUAGAGGUUUAUUCUUUGGAGAAAUUGUUGUAUAAUAUAAUCUAAUCUAAUCUAUAAAUAAUGAUAG